AUGUUUAAAACGGACAUGCAUCGAUUGACGACGUUCCACAACGUUCGCGUCAAUCCUUCCAACCUCCCGGAGGAAAUCAAGAGGGAUUUCCCGGAGUAUCAGGAAGUUCUCACGCGAAUGCUGAGUUUGGAUCCGGUGGAGCGGCCGUCUGCGCAGGAACUGCUUCAAAUGCCGCUUUUUACGAAGAAGUCAAAGCGUGAUUUGAUGAUGGAGAUCGAAGAUCGCGAUAAACAAAUCAAAGAAAUGCAGAGAAAGAUGAAGGAGCUGGAACGACGAAUCGCUGCAUGUAAAGAAUAG
Blastocystis hominis is the source of this 297-nucleotide messenger RNA. RefSeq lists its product as hypothetical. The transcript is spliced from 2 exons. The record is from RefSeq and is a predicted model, not a curated record. Bases 1 to 297 code for a protein of 98 amino acids. Lineage: Eukaryota; Bigyra; Opalinata; Blastocystidae.